GUCACCAUCAAUUUUUUUAGGAUUUUUUAUUUGUUGAUAACAGUUUUCAUACUUUAGAUGAAAUCUUGCAGAGACUGGUAUAUAAAGAAGAAGAUCAGGAUUGAAGGCUAAGCACUCACACCCCUUAUCAGAGUGAGAUCCGAUCAUAUUUUCUUUGUCUCCUACUUUUUAUACUUCAUUUUUUACUGUGUUUGCUUUCUACUUCAAGUUUUUGCUAUCUACUCUUAUGUUUCUAAAUUUGAAAAAAUUAUUUUAGACUUUUAGUCUCUUUGUGGCACGGAAGGCUAACCACAUACUUCCUUCCAAAAUAUCAUAAAGCCAGUACUUGUGUCGUUUUUGUUAUUUGUUGAUAAUAUAUGUGGCUGUUAUUUGCAUCUUUAUGCUAAUAUAUUGAAGGCAAAAUAUAUUGUGCAUUGCAUAUAAUCUUUGGUCUGAUUUUGUUGUUGGUAUGUUUGAUUAAAAGCAUUUCUACAUAUUAUUUAUGGGUCAUAUUUUAUUAUGUCGGAUCAUAAUCGGAACCCUAAAAGAAGAAAAAAUUUGUUUCCUUUUCAUAAGAUCAUCAUCUAGUUUAAUGCCUUCUAACCCUUUUUAUUUAUUUAUUAUUAUUAUUAAGCUUUUAUUUAUGUAUAGAGAUGUAUUUGAAGAUAAUGCUCAUUACGUCUCUCUGACUAGGUAUAUCUUUUUAUAUUUCUUAAUAAAAUUUACUUAUACUGUCAGUUUAGUAUGUAAAUUUUGCGGAUUUUAAAUCUUGAAUCCGCCAAAGCAUAGUAGUAGUAACCAAACUCGUUAACCAAGUUUGUGAUCCCGACUCUGCUGCAAUUUUGAGGCUAAAACUUAUUACACAAAAGAGAGAAAACAUGCCCAUGCCAAAAGCAUCUGGAUUUUUGUUUUUGUGUGUGUUCAUUUAAAAAGGAAAGGCAUAUAGGAAUAUAGUGGAGAUGAAGCUGCUGGACUAGAGAUACCCCACCUCCCCACCUUCAUCAAAUGAAACCAAUUUGCUAAUAAAAUAAAAAUGGUGUGUUCAUAUGCUGUCCACACACAACCUCUGUGUCAGUCAAACCAUUUAUAAUUUGCAAGCUGACCUCAACAUUCCAACAUCUGUAAUUUCCAAUUCCCUCCGAGGUCAUUUCUGUACCAAAACAUUUCUUCUAGUUGCAGAAACAUAAAAAAGGCAUCUUGCCUACUCAAGUCUUUUCAGCAAAAAAACAACACAUUGAAAAUUUGACGCAGCAACAUGUAUUUUACGUUUUAGGAGUUGCAGAGAGGCUUGGAAAAGAAAACGAGAAAGCUUUUUGCUUUGAUGAACAAGAAGCUCAGCUAGCAGCAACAUUCAACUUUGCUGAAUUAAGAAGAACCAGAGACCCCAUUAAUUUCAUGCAAUUGCCUAUAUCCAAUCCCCAUAAACAAAGCAGUUAAUUACACCUUGAACAGGAAGGCCAGAGCAAUUAAUCCAACCACCAUUGAAGAAGCUCCAGACCAGAGAAAGGUGACGAAUCUGAUGACUGAUAAGCACCCAGCUUCCUCCGAACCCAAUUGAAGAUGGUUCUCCACCAAAAGUCUCUGACUUUUAUCAUUAUCAUCACCAUCCUUGUCACUACAACCUCCAUAGCCACCAUAGCCAGAGCUCAAAACUCAAGCUCCUGCAACCCCACAUGCGGAUCGGGAAAAUCAGCCAAGUCGGUUCAGUACCCAUUUGGGUUCUCAAAAGGAUGCGUAAUCCCAUUGAACUGUUCUGACAAAAACGAAAUCAAACUCGGCGAAUUCACAGUCCAAGACGUAACCAGAAGCAGCAUCUUCGUCCACCUCCCUGCAAAAUGUAACAGAAAGUACCAAUCCAUAGCCCCUCUCUUCGGCCUAAACUUCGGCCCAAGCUGGAACAACAGCCUUCUCUUCCAAAACUGCACAUCCCCACUCCCUGGCUGCCAAAUCCCAGCUGAAUUUGUUCAGAAGCGGUUCAAUUUAUCCAGCUGCGAUAAUAUCACCUGUAUGUCACAGCCGCCUAACGGCUCCGAUAUUAUGACAUUUGAGGACUUGAAUCGGACCCGGUGCAAAUACUUGUUCGGGUCGUUUUCGGUUCAGUCGGGUCGGGACUCGCUGCUGUCGCUCGAGUUCGAGACGCUUCAGUUGGGUUGGUGGGUCAACACCAGCCUUGGUGAAUGCCAUUCGAAUGCCAUGUCUACGACGGUGAAGCCCGGUGGGGGGAAGCCGCCUGGGUGCCGAUGCAGCUGCAACGCUGGGUUUGACGGCGACGGGUUCAAACUCGGGUCGGGUUGCCAGCCAGUGAGCCAACCGGUUUCUCAUUGCAAUGCUUCAAAGUACAUGUCUGGUCGUUGUGGGGGAACAACUAGAGUUGCUGUUCUUAUCGGAGGGUUUGUUGCUGGAGCUUUCUUAAUGGCCGGUCUAUUUCUUCUCUGCUACUUUGUUCGACGCCGUUCCACUUGCUUGAGAAACCAGCUGUGUGCAAGGCGCCUUCUAAGUGAAGCUGCAGGCAACUCUAGUGUCCCAUUAUAUCCCUAUAAAGAAAUAGAAAGAGCCACUAAUUGCUUUGCUGAGAAACAAAGGCUGGGCACAGGGGCUUUUGGUAUAGUGUAUGCAGGAAAACUCCACAAUGAUGAGUGGGUUGCCAUAAAAAAGAUUAACCGGCGAGACACCAACAGCAUUGAUCAAGUCAUGAAUGAGAUCAAGCUCCUUUCCUCUGUGAGCCACCCGAAUCUAGUACGCCUCUUAGGUUGCUGCAUAGAGGGGGGUGAACAGAUCCUUGUCUAUGAAUAUAUGCCUAAUGGAACUCUGUCUGAACAUCUGCAAAGAGAGAGGGGCCAAGGACUUCCAUGGACCAUAAGGCUCACGAUCGCUGCCGAAACUGCUAAUGCUAUAGCCUAUCUCCAUUCUGCAAUGAAUCCACCAAUCUAUCAUAGAGACAUCAAAUCCAGCAAUAUACUCCUGGACUACAACUACAAAUCAAAGGUAGCAGAUUUUGGUCUUUCUAGACUUGGGAUGACAGAAUCAUCAUACAUAUCAACGGCACCACAAGGGACUCCGGGCUAUGUAGAUCCUCAAUACCAUCAAAACUUCCACCUUUCUGAUAAAAGUGAUGUUUACAGUUUUGGGGUAGUGUUAGUAGAGAUAAUAACCGCGAUGAAGGUGGUUGAUUUUGCUCGACCUCAAAGUGAGGUUAAUUUGGCUGCACUUGCUAUUGAUAGGAUUGGGAAGGGAUGUGUGGAUGAGAUAGUGGAUCCCUUUCUUGAGCCAAACAGGGAUGCUUGGACUCUUUACUCAGUUAACAAGGUGGCUGAGCUUGCAUUUAGAUGCCUUGCUUUUCACAGUGACAUGAGGCCUUCUAUGAUAGAAGUGGCAGAAGAACUAGAGUACGUCCGGCGCAGUGGGUGGGCAACAAUGGAGGAAAAUAUAUGCAUGGAAUCAUCUGCAGCAUCCUCUUGUUCAUCGCCAUAUAACGGAAGCGAGAAGUCAUUGGGAGGUGUGAUGACUAAGAAGGCCGGUAUACGAAGCCAAAGAUCAAUUGCUUCACUAAGGGUGGAUAGUUCUCUAGCUACCAUGGAGGAGGACAACGACAAGGAUAGCUCCCCUGUUUCUGUACAUGAUCCUUGGUUAAGUGAACAGAGUUCACCUUCAACAAACAGCUUAUUGGGUAAUGUAGUUCACUGACAUAAGAUUAAGACAGACUCUACUCUUUUUGUGUGCUUAGCCUCAUAUAUAUUACUAUCGUAUAAAAAAGAAUUGUUAAUAGUGAAAACCAUAGAGGUAUUUUUGUCUUG
Prunus persica (peach) is the source of this 3773-nucleotide messenger RNA. RefSeq names its product wall-associated receptor kinase-like 14. Gene Ontology annotation, molecular function: protein kinase activity; ATP binding. Bases 1540 to 3663 code for a protein of 707 amino acids. Lineage: Eukaryota; Viridiplantae; Streptophyta; Magnoliopsida; Rosales; Rosaceae. The record is from RefSeq and is a predicted model, not a curated record. Gene Ontology annotation, biological process: protein phosphorylation. The transcript is spliced from 4 exons.